Messenger RNA from Colletotrichum higginsianum IMI 349063, 1026 nucleotides. RefSeq names its product CFEM domain-containing protein. Bases 1 to 1026 code for a protein of 341 amino acids. The transcript is spliced from 5 exons. The record is from RefSeq and is a predicted model, not a curated record. NCBI's taxonomy places the organism in Eukaryota, Fungi, Ascomycota, Sordariomycetes, Glomerellales, Glomerellaceae.
AUGUGCCACGAGCCUGUCCGUGACAAAAGAUUGGAGCAGGCUCUUGUGUCUAUUGUUGGCUGCGGUGUGACUCUUGUCAUCUUCAUCGUCCGCAUAAGCUUCAUCGUCUUCUCGAAGGACCGGACGUUGGCAUUGGAUGACUACGCCAUUAUCGUUGCCAUGGCGGCUACCUUGGCGGUCAGCACCAUCAGUCCCAUAGCGGACUACCAUGGAGUUGGCAAAGACAUCUGGACUCUUGAGAAAUACAACUUGGAGAUGGCGUUAUUCCACUAUUACAUAGCCGAGAUUGUUUAUUUCGUCGCCCAAGGGUUUGCGAAAAUAGCAAUGUGCCUCUUCAUGCUACGAAUCUUCCCCAAGAAGAACAUGCGCGUCAGGAUCUACAUGGUCUGCGGCCUUGUGUUCGCCUACAUGAUCGCCUUCAUAACUGCGACUCUGCUGCAGUGUCAACCAAUCAGCUACUUCUGGAAGCAGCUCGACGAUACGGUCGAGGGGAGGUGCAACAACAUACACCUGCAGGCCUGGAUCUCCGCUGGCAUCAACAUCGGACUUGACGUCAUCAUCAUCGCCUUGCCUAUUAAAAGCCUAUGGGCAAUGCAGGCCAGUCUCGCCAAGAAAGUAACUGCUAUCUGCAUGUUCUCACUCGGCGCACUGGUGACGAUCAUCAGCAUCAUUCGUCUACAGUCUUUGAUCUCUUUCUCCAAGUCUAUCAACCUCACGUGGGACGGAAGGAAAGCAGGUUCGUGGAGUCUGGCUGAGUUGUAUGUUGCCAUUAUCUGCACGUGCCUGCCAACAAUACGAAUCAUGAUUAUGAAGGUCGGGACAAAGAAGUUCGGCUGGACUGGUGCUUCAUCCAGUGGCCCGUCCCAAGGCUCAGCAAAGACUGGUUUCGUCAACUUCAGGUCGCAAGGGUCGAACAACUCUACAACAACGUCAAGGAAGGAUUUCAAGGGCUCGGAAUUCAUCAUGCUGAACGACGUAGACUCUGUUCAUUCCAAGGGGCCAACGAGAGCGCGAACGGAUUUUUAG